AUGACUAUAACAAGGUUUCUGCAGGCUAAUCUGGGCAACCUGAAUCGUCUUUCGGACCAGCUGCCCAUGAUCUUCGCUAACAUGGCCCUUCUUCAGUGCCAGUCGACGGUGGCCACCCUGGUUGCCUGCCUCCUGGCCAUCUUCAAGGGCUUGGCGUUCAACGAGGACUUCGAGCUGAGCAACGUUGCCUUCCUGGUAGCUGGAGCCCUGGCAGCCAUUAACCUGGCCACUUUGUUGCUCAGCAGCAUCAUGUCUGCGGUGGUGAUCUUGAGCAAGAAGUACGAGAAGAACCCGGAAAACAUCGCGCCAGCCAUCGCCGCCUCCUUCGGCGACCUAACCACUCUCGCUCUGCUCGCCACCAGCGUAGUGCUGCUCCAGGAUCACCGAGCGCUGGGCGGCAACCUGGCGGCCAUCUUCAGCUGCAGCCUGUCCAGCUACCUGUUCCGCGUGAGCCAGCUGGGCGUGCUCCCUGCCGGAGAGCGCACGUGCACGGGCCCCGUCCAGAUGUUCUGGCCCCGGGGCGAGAUGUCCAACGUGGCCAUCGUGCUGCUCGUGGUCGUGCUGCCGGGGCAGACGCUGUUCGCCGUGCUCUCCAAAGUGCUGCGGUUCGGCUACAUAUCCAUGAGCCUCGCCUUUCUGCUCGCCUACCUGGCCGCCUCCCUGGCGCAGGUGGCGGUGCUGCUGUACUUGUGCCGGCUGCUGGUGUACGCCCUGUGGCGCUGCCGCGUCGACCCGGACAACGCGGCCAUCCCCUUCCUGGCCGGCACCGGCGACUUCCUGGGCACGGGCCUGCUCACGCUCGCCUUCUUCGCGCUCGAGGCCCUCGGGGACCCCGGCGCCCACGACGAGGCCGCUUUCGACCGGCCGCCGAUGGACGGCCCCCGCUGGGGCUCCAUGACCAAGACCACCGUCGCGGUCAGGGGGGACAGCAAGAAACCCCGCCUCGGACCCAACGCAACCUUCUCCGGCUCAGGACGUCAACCCUGA
This is a messenger RNA of Ixodes scapularis (black-legged tick), 987 nucleotides long. Its product is annotated as solute carrier family 41 member 1-like. NCBI's taxonomy places the organism in Eukaryota, Metazoa, Arthropoda, Arachnida, Ixodida, Ixodidae. Gene Ontology annotation, cellular component: plasma membrane. Bases 1 to 987 code for a protein of 328 amino acids. Gene Ontology annotation, molecular function: monoatomic cation transmembrane transporter activity. The transcript is spliced from 5 exons. The record is from RefSeq and is a predicted model, not a curated record. Gene Ontology annotation, biological process: monoatomic cation transport.